Molecule: messenger RNA, 1330 nt
Organism: Emericellopsis atlantica
Lineage: Eukaryota; Fungi; Ascomycota; Sordariomycetes; Hypocreales; Bionectriaceae
Exons: 1
Coding region: 488-1234 (248 amino acids)
Source: RefSeq, a predicted model, not a curated record
AGCCGGCGUAGAGCUUACCCCGUAAGGUAUGUUCGCUGCAAGUUCACGAGUCGCGACACUCAAUCAACAUCUCACUACAAGGUGACCAGCUCAAUCUCUCAACCGCAAUGAGCCUCAGAAGGACGUUUCAUUUCGCAUCUCUCCACCGAUUCUCACUAAUUGUCGCCGCGCAGUACUGGCACUUCCCCAGCAUGGCCUGAUCCCAGCCCUUGUCGGUCCUGCGUCCAUCAAAGCGAACAAUGAACACGCAGUGUACAGAACAAGGCUUACCGUGCUUAGGCUGCCCAAUGGGCCCUCUGUUCGGCUUUGGACAACGGCCAAGUGUCCUGGCUCUUGUUGUUCUUCGUUGUUCGUCUUCGGUCACAGCGAACAACCAUGUCGAAACACUGGCUCGAACCCCCCUGUGAUGUAGUGAUACUUAAGUAGACCUCGAGGUCGAAAAGAGUUCGAGUCCAGCAUGCCCGACUCGAAUUGUUAGACACUCGACAUGCCACACGAAUACAUCUCCUCUCGUCGCUACUCAAGUGGGUUUGUCGACACUGACCCUCGUCGUCGCUCCCGUCGUAGUCGCGCGUUCGACUGUUGCUUGCCCCUUGCCCCUCGCGCAAAGCCCAAGUACGAAGAACGGGACUAUGACUAUCUGCCUACGCACGGCGUGUAUGUCAUGAAGGACCCCAGGAGUCGAGAUCCCGAGGAUUGCCAGUGCACAUGCUGCCCGCACUCGUAUGCCGGCGCGCGACGAGCGUCGCAGGAUGAGACUACUUCGAGAAACGACUCCGGCAGGAACACGUACGAUACGCGCUAUCGAUCUUAUGUACCAUCGAAGCGCCAGUCCUGGAAAAAGUCCUCGCGUGAUGAAGAUACUUUGUACUCGCCGGCCGAGCCUGAGUAUGCAACAGACAAGCAUGACAGGCUGGCCGAGCCACGCUGGGCAACCUCAUCUACGUCGAUUGCGGUGGUGAAUGACACGUACGGCUCCGUCCGGCGCCGCCAUGGAAGCUACUGGCGAUUAGGACUGUCGCCCAAUCAGACAGUGCGUCAAAUACUUGCUGAUCUGAUCAGUGACCCGAAACGGUACAAGGUCAUCGUGCACUGGGAUGACGGGCAGAAGGAGACUCUGACGGAGCGGAUUCCGAUGUCCGAGUUGAGGGAGUUUGGCCACUAUCUCGAGGUGGUUCUUCGGGAGCAGAAGCGAGUGCGUUUCGCGCCGCUGCCGUCACGCAGACACGGAUAGAAGGGAAAUGGCGGCCUGCUGGACAGGCUGUCUGUGGCGGAGAUUCCAUGGGCUCAUUGCGUGGGAGUUUUCGUUCCUGAUUAUUAACAAUACAUG